Messenger RNA from Rhodamnia argentea, 885 nucleotides. Its product is annotated as heavy metal-associated isoprenylated plant protein 3-like. NCBI's taxonomy places the organism in Eukaryota, Viridiplantae, Streptophyta, Magnoliopsida, Myrtales, Myrtaceae. The record is from RefSeq and is a predicted model, not a curated record. The coding region runs from base 106 to 885 and encodes 259 amino acids. The transcript is spliced from 6 exons. Gene Ontology annotation, molecular function: metal ion binding.
UACACACGCACACACUCCUUCGCAUUCCCAUUCCCUCUCUUCUGCAGUUUCGCUCUCUUUCUCUCGCAUUUUCCCUCUCUUCAGAGCGACGCUACGAGUUUCGCCAUGGGCCAGAAGAAUGAAGGAGGCGACGGGACGACUAAAGGAGGAGGAGGAGGAGGUAAGGCCAAAGAACAGAAGAACGCGCAUGCGGUGGUCGUCUUGAAGAUCGACCUGCAUUGUGGAGGUUGCGAAGCCAAAAUCGACAGAUUCCUUAAAAAAUUCCCAGGCGUGGAGAAGACGAAGGUGGACGGAAGGGCGAUGAAGGUGACGGUGGAAGGGAAAGUGGAUCCCGCGAAGCUUCGGGAGAAAUUGCAGGAGAAGACGAAGAAGAAAGUGGAGCUGGUGUCUCCACUGCCCAAGAAAGAAAAAGACCAGGCCGACAAGGAGAAGAAGGAAAAACCCAAAGAGCCUCCGGUGACGACGGUGGUUCUGAAGUUCAGUAGCCUCCACUGCGAGGGAUGCAUCCGGAAGAUUCACAAGAUAAUCACGAGAACAAAAGGAGUUAUGGACGUGGCCUUCAACAGGGACAAGGAUACCGCCACGGUGAGGGGGGCCAUGGAAGCCAAGGCACUGGCCGAGAGCUUGAGGGAGCAUAUGAAGAGGGCGGUGGAAAUAGUCCCGCCGAAGAAAGAGAAGGAGAGCGGCGGCAGCGGAGGCGAGGCCAAGGACAAGAAGGGCGGCGGGGGCUGUGGCGGGAGAGUGGAAGGCCAGCGGAUGGAGUAUCAGGGGGCGCGCGGGUGCGGGUACGGGUACGGAUACGGGGGCGUGUAUUGGGAGGCAGUGCAAUUGCAUGCGCCGCAACUGUUCAGCGACGAGAACCCAAACGCAUGCUCCGUCAUGUGA